CCUAAUCUAAUCUUCAAUUUAUAUUAUUUUUAUCAUGUGUUUUUCUAAUAAUCUUUUCUAUGUAUGUACUGGUAAUCAAACCAAAAGCUGUGUGCUAUGUGGUUGAGCCAUGUUACAGUGUUAUCAUCUUCACUCUUCUAACUGUCUAAAUGUAAAUGAAAAUCUUUUCUAUCAUAUAUGUCUUUGUUUUUUAUGGCCAGUGAUUCACUUUGUUAUCUUGAGUACUACACUUUCAAAUCCCAUGAUGCUGUGCAUAUUGCUAGUGGCAGGCCAUGGUGCCAGGUUGGAAGAAGACAUUAAAAAUGAUACAACUGGAAAAUACAGCAAUUUGAUUGGUAUUCCUAAAGCUUUGUUACCGGGAGUGGACGGGAAACUAAUUAUGGAUUACUGGUGGAAGGUGGUCAAUGUACGACAGAUAUUUAGUGAGGUUUAUUUGGUCACAAAUGCGGAUAAAUACAAGCAUUUUGAAAGAUGGGCAACAGCAAAUGAUUUCCCUGUUGAAAAUAUUGUUAAUGACGGUUCUACGACACCAGAUACAAAGCUCGGAGCUGUUGGUGAUUUUGAAUUGGUUUUGAGGAAUAAAAACGUUGAUGAUGAUGUCAUGGUUGUCGCUGGCGAUAUGCUUUUUGAAGACCAGAAUUUCGAUAUUUCACAAGUAGUGAGAUAUUUCCACCACAAAGCUGGCGACCUUGCAAUUUAUUAUGAAAUGGAACAAAAUGAAGCUACAACUUCUCGGGGAAUUGUUGAAGUUGAUGUAACAACGAAUAAAAUUUUGCAUUUUCAUGAAAAACCAGAGCCUGGAGUCACUAAUUCACGUUUGGCAAGUGUUGUCUUUUACUGUCUCAGAAAAUCUACUCUGGCUACGGUUUCGUCAUACCUGCAAGAAUACCCAGGUAAUGGCACUCGUACAUUUGGCAAGUAUAUGUCAUGGCUUAUCAAUGAUAAAAAAUAUGAUGUUUAUGGCAUGAAAUUGCCGACUCGAUUUCAAUUGAUUGGGCAAGUGUCCCUGACUGAUUAUCAAGCAAGACUUGAUUAUUUCAGCGACUUAAAACGACAGCAUGCUCGUAAGAGACUUAUAACAAGUCGUGCUUAUGCUAGGAUCGGUUUAAUGGGAAAUCCGAGCGACGGUUUUUAUGGAAAAACAAUUUCCCUUUCAAUAUCAAACUUCUGGGCUGAUGUUACUAUUAUGGAAAGCGAGAAACUGGUAUUGACCCCUCACCCCUUAAAUGACCCUACGACCUUUGGAAGUUUGCAGGAUUUACAUGGCAUCAGCAGGAAAGAGGGAUAUCUUGGAGGUUUAAGGCUUCUUCAAGCGACAUGUAAAAAAUUCUAUGAGUACUGCAAUGACAAAGGGAUUGCAUUGUAUAAAAAGAAUUUCACUUUGAGUUACGACACCAACAUUCCAAGACAAGUUGGACUGGCAGGGAGUAGUGCAAUUGUCACAGCAACUUUAAAAUGUUUAAUGCAAUUCUAUAAUCUCAGUGAAACAGACCUGCCUAAACCGGUUCGAGCUAGUUUCAUCCUGAAUGUGGAAACUGACGAGUUAUUCAUCAAUGCUGGAUUACAAGAUCGUGUUGUACAAGUCUACGAAGGUUUGAUGUAUAUGGAUUUCAGCAAAGAUCUUUUAGAAGGUCGUGGAUAUGGUAAUUACGAGCGUUUACCAGCUAACACCCUUCCUCACAUAUGGGUUGCGUAUUUAUCUGAUCCGAGUGAUUCUGGAAAGAUCCAUAGCAAUGUACGGCAACGUUAUGAUGCCGGCGAUACAGAAGUUUGUGAAGCGAUGCAGAAAUUUGCGGAAUACACAGAACAAGCAAAAUCUGCAAUUUUAGGAUCAGAUUGGAGAAAAGUAGCUGAACUAAUGAGUGCAAAUUUCGAUUUACGACAACAAAUCUACACAGACAGUUGCCUCGGUGAAGCAAAUUUAAAGAUGAUACAACUCGGACGAGAGUACGGCUCUUGCACUAAGUUUCCAGGAAGCGGGGGUGCAGUGAUAGGAAUGUGUUUUGAUUUGGACAAAUUAUCGGAUGUUAAACAAGCAAUGCAGUCACAAGGAUUUGUUGUCUGUGAAGUUGUUCCUAAUCUCGGUAAUCAAUCGGAAUGAAUGCUGCUGUCAAAUGGCAGCCCAAUAUCCCCUUCUACGGAGAAGGCUAUUGAAAUGGUGAUUUAGACCAAAUAUAACAAUCCCCAGGCUCCACCUGACUAUAUCUAUAAUCAAUGCUCUCUGUGUGUAUUCUCCGUAAUCAAGUAGUGUCAAAAUCAGUAAGCUUUUUUUAUUAGAUGUAUACUAAAUAUAACUCAAUCCAAACAUCUGCUUUUUUGUACAAAACUAUCUUUUAAUUAAUUCAUUAAUUUUGGUUUCAUGAGUUAACCACGAUAUAUCAUGGAAGUAUUGAUUCGAAAAACUUAAAAUUGAAUUAUCUGUCAAUAUUUUUGUCUUUGUUUUUUGAUUGUGAAUAUUUUUCAUAGAGUAUUUGCUUUUCAAAAUAGUUUUUAUUGUUGUUACCAAUGUUGCAGAAGCGUUUUUCACAAUAUCACACACUUACAUCUACAUGUAAUAUCCCCGUGAUUUAGAUAUCAUAAAAUUAAUAUGCGGUGGCCUAGUGGCUAAAACGACAUAACUGUGUUUGCAUUGCAGGUUAUACAUCUUCGGUUCAAAUCCCAUGCCUUCCCAAGGUGUAAUAAAUUGGAUAGACAAUGCUGAAUCAGAAAUAUUUUGGUCAUUCCAAAAAUAUUUGCUCCAUACUUUAGAUAUCAGUGGAAGCUUUGUGCAUUGCCUUGUUCAGAGCAAAAAUUCAUGGAUGGGUAUCAUAGAUGAUUGUAGCCAUUUUUUUUUUCAAAGAUGGAAAGUUAAGUGCCAUCUGUAAUCAGCAUAAUUUUCUAAUUCAUACCCACUUGUAGCAUACAGUAUUUCUGUAACUGUAUUUCAAUACCCACAUACAAGUGUCUCUUUGUAUAUUAUAUUUGACUUUUAUAAUUUGGUAAUCAAUAUUUGAGCUGUUGCUUACAUGAAAGGAUAUAAGCCAUGAACCUGCAAUCUUUGUUUUAAUAUAAAUGUAUAUUCAACAAAUGCCAAUAACCAAAGUAUACAAUUAGUCCCAUAACACACCAACAAAAUUAACUUUAUUAAUAAUUAUAAUUCCACUCAAGUUUCUUACCAUCUCUGUGAUGAUAGCAUAGUUUAUUACUAUAAAUGUAUACUCAACAAAAUAAUCACAAUAACUAAACUAUAUAGUAAGUCUUAUACCAUAUCAAUAGAAUUAACUUUUAUACUGAAGACCACAUGUUCCUAUGUCCUUCACAACACAGCUGGUUGUCUAGCAUGGUCAUCUGUAAAUGUUGUGAAAAACCAAGCACCUAAAUAUUCUUUAUACUUCAUUACUGCCUUCACCAUUCUUUGCACAUAAAUUACUGUACAUUUCCACCCCAACACAGAAUCACCUGACACAUAUUUUGGAUCUUUUCUAUUUUGAGUAUUAUUAAUAAAUAAUAUUAUUAUGUCAUAAUAUUACUACUGAUAUUGUAUUACUGCUAUGUAUCAAUAAUAGUUAAAUAAUUGUGAUUGUGACCAAUCAAUUUUUGUGCAAUUUUUAUACUUUUUAAUUGUUAUUGUUGUAAUUAUAGCCUUCAUAUCAGUAAAUAUUGUUGCCAUAUUUUUAAACGACCAAUUUUUUUUAUGUUCUGUUUUUCAAUAUAGUACAUUUAGUGUAAUCAUUUUGGAGAAAUAUAUGAUUUUGACUAAUUCAAUUGCAUAAUUGUUUAUGUGUUUGUAACAUGCUAGAUUGGUUUAGUAUUCUACUCUGUAUUACCCAAUGGUAGCCAAAUAUGAUAUAAUUUGAAAAAAUGUUUGAAAAACUUUUUUGAACAAAUUAAAGAUUGCAGAGAAGUGUAGGCCUACAUAUUAAUUUUUUUUUUAAUUCUUGCUGUUCCUGGCAUCGUUUUUCAUUUCUUUAGAACCCCAUGGAACCCAUCUUCUUCAUUAAAGUUAUUCUGUAUAGCCCGAAUAUAGCAAAAUAUGACGAUUUCAUAAAUUUUCUGACAAAAAAACUCUUUUUAACAAAAUACUAUAGAGAUGCAGAAAAGUUUAAACUUUAUUUUCAAUGUUUACAGCUUUUAGUUGGGAAGUCAUUCGAAACCAUUAUUAUCUUCCCUGUUAUCACUUAGACUAGUGGUUCAAGUCUUUAUCGUAUCCUGCGUGAUGCAUGUCUUUUGUGUUCAUAUAUUUGAGCAUUGCUCUCUUUCCUUACAGUCAAGACUUUUAUUUACAAUUAAUAUCAUUCCUGAAAUCAAGUUAAACUAUUUUUUCUUGUAUUUGAAUUUUCUAUUCAUUCCUGGACAUCUCCCUGCCCGUUUGAUUAUUGUGAAUUAGGUAAUUUAGGAAGACUAAACACAAAGUGUACAUAUGGAUCGUUUUGAAAAGGUUUUGUUGUUUGGAUGAUUUUCAAAUUUUCCACCAUUUUCUCUGAUGGGACCCGAUAUUUUACCCAAAUUUAACUUUAUUUCUUUAAAUUACGAUGAGCAAUAUUUUAUUUUGUUAUGCUUAAUUACCAUAGUAUAGCUUGUCCACUGAUUUUUCCAGAAAACUUUGGGCUUUCAGGUAUUACUGUAAUCGUACCGAUGUACGACAUUUGUGUCCAUAUAUUAGGAUAGCAUUCACAUACCAUAUUUGUAGCUGAGACCAAUGUGCCACACCGCCGAGCACUGAUCUUUUAUAAUCAUAAUUCAGAUGAAUACAUGACAUUUCUAUUUAAUAUUAUCACUUUUUAAUUUUUUUUUCCUAG
Styela clava is the source of this 4778-nucleotide messenger RNA. RefSeq lists its product as uncharacterized. NCBI's taxonomy places the organism in Eukaryota, Metazoa, Chordata, Ascidiacea, Stolidobranchia, Styelidae. The record is from RefSeq and is a predicted model, not a curated record. Gene Ontology annotation, biological process: biosynthetic process. Gene Ontology annotation, molecular function: ATP binding; glucuronokinase activity.